This is a messenger RNA of Aedes albopictus (Asian tiger mosquito), 1092 nucleotides long. Its product is annotated as phosphomevalonate kinase. Gene Ontology annotation, molecular function: phosphomevalonate kinase activity. The record is from RefSeq and is a predicted model, not a curated record. Gene Ontology annotation, cellular component: cytoplasm. The transcript is spliced from 2 exons. The coding region runs from base 114 to 677 and encodes 187 amino acids. Gene Ontology annotation, biological process: cholesterol biosynthetic process; isopentenyl diphosphate biosynthetic process, mevalonate pathway. NCBI's taxonomy places the organism in Eukaryota, Metazoa, Arthropoda, Insecta, Diptera, Culicidae.
CACAACCCAAACAAUAAUAGGGUUGGUUCUGCCUUAUUUUAAUGAGUUGUUCCACAUAGAAAGUACCAGACAGCCAUCGAACGAAAACUGACCAGCCAGCGUCUUCGAUCGCCAUGUCCGAUCCCGUUGUUCCGCGGAUCGUGCUACUUUUCUCCGGUAAACGAAAGUGUGGCAAAGAUUUCCUCACGGAACGGCUCCUGCAGAGAUUGACCACCGACAAGGCUCAGAUCAUACGGAUCUCGGAACCGAUCAAACGCAGCUGGGCGGAAAAGCUCGGACUGGAUCUGAAAGAAUUGCUCGGUGAUGGACCGUACAAGGAACGCUACCGGAAGGAGAUGAUCGAGUGGAGCGAUCAGAAACGAGCGGAAGAUUAUGGGUUCUUUUGUCGGCAGGCAUGCCAAGGGCUUACGAAGGAGAUCUGUGUGGUCAGCGACAUCCGACGGAAGACGGAUGUGCGGUUUUUCCGGGAACAGUACGGCGCGAGGGUGAAAACUGUUCGGAUUGUAGCCAGUGAGGGGACUCGAGUGGAACGGGGCUGGACGUUCCAGAAUGGGGUGGACGACGUGCAAUCGGAGUGCGACCUGGACGACGUGACGGAGUGGGAUCUGCUGGUGCAGAAUGACAGUGGAGCGGACGUGGACGACAUUCUGGCGAGAAUUAUAGCGUUGGUACAGUGAACAUUAUCUUAUGUGUAUUUGUCAGGGAAUAAUUCUCUGAUUGUCUGCGCUGAUAUACCUCAUACAAUUCAGUAACCAAUUUUGAAAACGACGUAUAAUCAAUGGUGUAGCAUUGAUUAUACUUCGUUUUCAAAAUUUGUUACUGAAUUGUGGUUUACAAUCAAGUGUCAUAUUGAUAUUUGCUUGACAUUGUUAUUUGCAACGUUAACAUGUUGCAGUUAGCGAAUGUCCAUUGUAUGCCCACAAACCAAUCUCACGCUCAUGGAAUUUCGGUGGCGGCUUUCUUAUGACUAUAUCUACAUUAGAUUCUAAAAAGGCAGGAAUGUUAGAUUAGAUUAUCUAAAAUGUUUAUUUACGGCAAUGUCAUUAUUCUUAGUUUAUAAAUAAUCGGAGAAAUGAUUGUUGGUUGAUUCUA